CAGCACCUUUUUUUUAACUCUGACAUGUCGUCCCACGCUCAUUUGCUCCCAAAUGGUUACAAAGCCCAAAUUGCCCAAUGGCUGCAAGAAGAUACACCUUCAUUUGAUUAUGGCGGCUACGUAGUUGGCGAAUCGGAUCAGAAAGCCGUUUUGUAUUGCAAAGCUGAAGGUGUUCUAGCAGGCGUACCCUUCUUUGACGAAGUCUUUAAGCAGCUGGACUGCAAAGUCGAGUGGACUGCCCAGGAGGGUGAGUACCUCAAUCCUGAUGGCAAAAUCGCCAUUGCUCAUGUCUAUGGCAAAGCAAGACAUUUACUUCUUGGUGAACGAAUCGCUUUAAAUAUUAUAUCUCGAUGCAGUGGAAUAGCGCUCAAGGCUCACAAAGUUGCACAGUUGCAAAAGGAACGCGGUUUUAAGGGAGUUAUAGCUGCCACUCGCAAAACUACCCCAGGAUUCCGUUUGGUUGAGAAGUAUGGUGUGCUUGUUGGUGGCUUGGACACUCACCGUAUGGAUUUAUCCUCUAUGGUUAUGCUUAAAGACAAUCAUAUUUGGGCCCAUGGGUCUAUCACAAAGGCUGUACAAGCUGCACGCUCUGUGGCUGGCUUUUCUCUCAAGAUUGAAGUGGAAUGUCAAUCGGAAGAGGAAGCUGACGAAGCCAUUGCUGCUGGCGCCGAUGUCAUUAUGUUGGAUAAUUUUACUGGAGACGGCUUGAAGGCAGCUGCUAAGAGUGUUAAGCAGCGAUGGGCCCAAAAGGGUGUUAAUAACUUCUUGGUCGAAAGCAGCGGUGGCAUUACCUACGAGACAUGUGCAGAUUACUUUUGCGACGAAAUUGACAUUUUAAGCAUGAGCACAAUCACUCAAGGUGUUGGUCAUGUAGACUUUUCUCUUAAGAUUGUUCCUCAGAAGCAAUAAGAGAUAUCGAAAAGAUCUGCUUUAUGCUCUGAUUUUGUUUUCUCUUUAUUUA
This is a messenger RNA of Umbelopsis ramanniana AG, 961 nucleotides long. RefSeq lists its product as uncharacterized. The transcript has 5 exons. Bases 25 to 909 code for a protein of 294 amino acids. NCBI's taxonomy places the organism in Eukaryota, Fungi, Mucoromycota, Umbelopsidomycetes, Umbelopsidales, Umbelopsidaceae. Gene Ontology annotation, biological process: quinolinate catabolic process; NAD+ biosynthetic process. Gene Ontology annotation, molecular function: nicotinate-nucleotide diphosphorylase (carboxylating) activity. Gene Ontology annotation, cellular component: cytoplasm. The record is from RefSeq and is a predicted model, not a curated record.